Mustela erminea (ermine) is the source of this 474-nucleotide messenger RNA. RefSeq names its product prostate and testis expressed 3 (gene PATE3). Bases 1 to 297 code for a protein of 98 amino acids. The record is from RefSeq and is a predicted model, not a curated record. Lineage: Eukaryota; Metazoa; Chordata; Mammalia; Carnivora; Mustelidae. The transcript is spliced from 3 exons.
AUGGACAAACACUUCUUGAUGGUUUUCUUCCUUUUCUGCUUCAUUGUAGCAGCGACACCACUGAAGUGCCUGACAUGCCACCUUCACACACGGACAGAUCGCUGUAGAAGAGGCUUUGGUUUCUGUGUUGCUCAGAAGUAUGAGUCAUGCAUGACUUUAAAGAUCUUCCAGGAUAACAUUCUGCAGUUAUCAUAUAUGGUGUGUCAGAAAUUCUGCAGAGACUUGACCUUUGAUUUCAACAAUCGGACUUACAUUCAUAAGUGUUGCAAGCAAAAUUUUUGUAACCUCAAAAUCUAAAAUAUUCGCCCUCCAGAGGUCUCACUUUAGAAUGAUGUCAAUGUUUCUCCCCUUUCAUGCUCCGUACGCCCUUGCUUUCCUGCCUUAUCCAUCCUCAAUGUACUGCAGCUCUCUUCACUUCAGUGUCAUCUUUCCUGAUGCUUCCAGCUUGGUUUCUACCUUAGUCAGAGGAUAAUG